AUGCGUAAAUCAGUGACAGCUGUGGAAGUGGUUGAUGUUGAAAAACGUCGAUUACCAAGCAAACACUACGUUUAUGUAAUCCAAGUUACUUGGGAUGAUGGUAGUUCUAUUACAAUUUACCGAAGAUACAGCAAUUUCUUUGAUUUACAGACGUCACUUCUAGAAACAUUUCCAGAGGAAGGAGGCCAGCUAAACCCUGAUGAGAGAACAAUACCUUUCUUGCCAGGCAAGAAAUAUUUUGGCCGAAGUCACAUACGAGAAGUGGCAGAAAAACGUCUUGGACCUAUUGACAAAUACUGUAAACUUCUCAUCAAACUUGAUAAAAAGAUUUCCCAAUGCCAUGAAGUUCUCACUUUUUUUGAGCCCACGGCAGAUGACCUGUCUCCUAAAAGCCAAGAAAAAAAACCUGGAGAGGCCAAAAUUUCGAAACCUAAAGUCCUUGAACAGUAUGAAGCAAUCUUUGACUAUCAGAAGCAAGCCAAAGAUCAAGUGGAUCUGAAAGUGGGUCAAAGUGUUCAAGUCAUUGAGAAAUAUGAAACUGGCUGGUGGUUGGUAAACACAGAAUAUGAAGAAGGUUAUGCUCCAGGAACCUUUCUUCAAAAGACUGAUGGCCAAGAAGAAGAGCAAAUGUUCACUUGUAAUGGUGAGAAAUACAUUUGUAUUCAGAGCUACACAGCAGAGGUACCAGACGAUCACACUCUUAAUAUUGGGGCUGAGGUAGAAGUACUCCAAAAAAGUUUGGAUGGAUGGUGGUGGGUUCGUUAUAAAGGGAAAAUAGGAUGGGCUCCUGCAACCUGCCUGAAGGUAGCAGAUUCUAUUUCAAGACACUCUGCAAAUAUUCCAGUCGAAAUUGUCAGUAAUCUGUCUGAUGUGAGCAAGUUGCUCAAAGGAAAUGAUACAACUGCAGACUCACCAAUGACAGUUUCUCAGAGACCAAAAUCCGCAGCAGAGACCUAUACAUAUUUCUCCUCUGCUAGUGUCCAAGACAGUGAUAACUAUGAGGAAGUUGAGGAGAGCCAUUAUUCCCAUAUAAAUUCUAUUUAUGGCAAUACAUCUCAUACUGUAGUCCCUCCACCUCGUCAGAAAUCAAUUAGAGACAAAGGAAAAGUGCCAAUGAAUGCAGAAGAGAAUAAAACAAAGUUUAUCACCUGUGCUGAGUACAUAGACAGUGUUGGUGAUGGUAUCAGCUUCUCUGCAGGACAAGAAGUAGAGGUGCAGCAAAAGACAGACAGUGGCUGGUAUUACAUCAAAUUAGGCAAUGAAUUUGGAUGGGCACCUUCAUCUUAUCUUGAAGAAAUUCCAUUGGAUGAAACACAUUCUAGUGUUAGAUUUGAUAAAAUACAAGAGGAAAAAGCAGAGGAGGAUGAUGAUGAUGAUGAUGAUGAUGAUGAGUAUGAAACAAUAAAUUUGUGUCCAGCCAAGCAGAUUGAAAACAUACUGGUCUCAAAAUUAACUCCAGCGCAUUCUCCAUCAAACUCUCAAAUUGAUGGCCUUGAGCGAAAUAGCAGUUCUAGUGAUGAAUUAAAACUGCCACUUUCUUCUUCCCCUACAGGCAGUAGCUCAAGUGCCUGUCCUUCAACCAACUCUAGUCUGUCAAGAACUGCUGUAAAACGACCCAAUUCAAUUCCACCCGCACCCCCAAAACGUCCAGACCAUCCAGGUGGACAGCCGCCCUUACCUUCAGUGCCUCCAGUAUCCUCUGCAACAAAAAUCAACCCUCAACUUCCUCCUCCACCACCACCUCCAUCUUCUGUCCCCAAAAAGCCAGUACCACCAUCUUCCACUGGUCUUUACAAAUCAUCUAAAACAUCAGCCACGUGUCCUCCUCAGCCACCCCCACCACCUCCAGGCAGACCAUAUUCAGGAAUAUCACAUCCACUUGUUACCAAUUCUGUUGCUGACCACAGUAAAGAAACCAGUAACACUAGUGGGAAUCUUGCCACUGAAUUGCAAUCACGGCUGGCAAAAUUAAAAGCAAACUUUGAUUCUGGCUCAAGUGCAAACACUAAAAAGCAACAGCCCCUAACAAAGGAAAAACCUGUUAUUAUUCAUGGUGUCAAUAUAAAAGGUGGUGCAACAUCAGUUGCAGGUAAUAAUUCAAAGGUUACCAAAACAAAAGACAUUAAAAAAUCCCAACCUCAAGUGUUUCUUCCACAUGUUCAAAAGACGACACCAAUCCUUCCAGCCUCUCCCAGUAAUGUCGACAACUCACCGUCUCAGGCUGAGAAGGAUGACAUUCAGCGAAUUCCUGUGCCUAAUGUCAGUGACUCUUCAGUAGUUGUUCCCUCAUCUAAAUUUGCUGAAAAACUAUCUGUCUUUCAGAUGAAUACAAAUGGAGACAAUGCUGCUGCUACUCCUAAGUUUUCCAGCCCAAAUGUACCAUUGGCUUCCAAUUGCCGUGGGCUUGCUCUUCUUCAACGCCAGAAAGAUAAACUCAUGGAAGAAGCUGAAUCUAAUUGCAAGGCCAGCAACGAGAGUCUUGAACAUGAAGCAAAAGUAUCAAAUCUGCGUAAUAACUUUGAGUCAUCAACUUGCAAGUUAUCAACAAGCUCAAGUGUACCUCCUGAUCAGUCAACCAAUGUGAAACCAGCUCCACCCACAAAGCCCAUCCACAAAGUGAAGCCCACAACUGUCCCAGCAAAGGCAAACCCGAAUCUGCCUGUUAAACCCAAAGUGAGUCCUUGUAAACCCAAAUUUGGAGCUGUGACCAACACUGGGAAAAAAGAUUCAACAACAAAUAUAGCAAAUAAAAUCAACAAGUUUGGAGGCAACAACAUGGCCUCACCAGCCAAGAUCUCAGCAGCUGAAAUGGAGCCGCCAAAAUUCCAACUGGUCAAAGAAAAAGUUAUGACUCCAACAAAUCAAACGCAACAAAACACUGCAAAAGAAAUGAGAACGUCAAAUACUGACUUUAAUAUUAAUUCUGUGAUUCAGAGAGCCCCCAAAUCCACUGACCGUUCAUAUAAAGCAAGCAGUAGAUACAUUGCAGAAAGUGAAGGUGAAGUGAGUUUUGAAAAAGGGGUUGAUAUUGAGGUUUUAGAGAAGCAUGAAUCUGGCUGGUGGCUUGUUCAUAUUGGUGAUGAAGAAGGUUGGGCCCCAUCCAAUCAUAUUGCUGAACUGAAACCUCUCCCACCGACCAAACCUCUCCCACCAAACAAGCCUCUGCCAAAACUACCUUCAAGCCCAUCCACUAAAAGCACUGGCCAGACAGCAAAACCUGUGAUCUCUAUCAACACCACAUCUCCAAAUCUUUCUUUCAAUUGUAGAGAUCACCGGCGGCCAUUUCCUUUUGUCUUGUUUUUCUUCUUGCACCAAAAAUAUUUGUAG
Molecule: messenger RNA, 3327 nt
Organism: Acanthosepion pharaonis
Lineage: Eukaryota; Metazoa; Mollusca; Cephalopoda; Sepiida; Sepiidae
Source: the annotation of a GenBank genome assembly